AUGAACAGAAUCAUGAAAAAACUAUCGUGCUUUAAGACAAAAGUUAAAUCAUUGCGACUACUCGAAUCCAGGUCAUCACUGUCUUCUUCCUCUUUCACUCCUCAGAAAUACGACGUCUUUCUAAGCUUCAGGGGCCCAGAUACUCGCAAGAACUUCGUCAGCUUUCUCUACAAGGAGUUAGUGGCGAAAGAGAUUCGAACUUUCAAAGACGACAAGGAGUUAGAGAGAGGCCGUCCGAUCUCACCGGAGCUUCUCCAAGCCAUCAAAGGGUCAGAAAUCGCCGUCGUGGUUGUCUCUAAGACUUACUCAGCUUCUAACUGGUGUCUUGAAGAGCUUGUGAAGAUCUUGAAACUCGAGAAGAAGGGUUUGAUCAAAGUGCUGCCUAUUUUCUACGAGGUUGAUCCUUCUCACGUGAGGUGGCAGAGAGAAGAAGUCGCGAAACAGUUCAAGAAACAUGAGAAGAGACAGAGCAGAGAGAAGGUCAAAUCUUGGAGGGAUGCGUUGAAUUAUUUGGCUGAGAUCUCUGGUGAAUGUUCAAAGAACUGGGAAGAUGACUCGAAGCUGGUCGAUGGAAUUACAGAAAGAGUAUCAAAGAUGUUGUUCUCCGUAACACCAGGAAAUGGCAAUAACCUAAUUGGUAUCGAUGAACACAUGAAUGAAUUGUAUCCACGGUUGGAUCUAAACUCAAACCAAGGUGUGCGAGUCAUUGGGAUAUGGGGAAGAGGAAGCAUGGGAAGAUCAGCACUUGCAAGACACGUUCACGAGAGCAUCUCACAUAACUUUGAAGCUCACUGUUUCCUCGAAGACGUGAGAAAGAUCUCACAACAUUGCCGCAAAUCUCAUCUACAAGAAGAGCUUCUUUCCAAGAUGCAAGGGGAAGGGUUGAACACAAAGAGCUCUCAUAGGUGUCUUAAAGCGAUCAAAGCAGGGCUCAGGAACAAGAAGGUUCUACUUGUGGCUAACGACGUGGACAAGAUCGAACAGUUAGAAGCCCUUGGUGAGGAGUUUAGCUGGUUUGGUCAUGGCAGCAGAGUCGUCAUAACCACACAAGAUAGGCAAUUGCUUAGUUCAUGGGGUGUGAAGAGUGUCUAUGAAGUUGAGCUCUUGAAAUGCUACGAAGUUCGAAAGCUCUUUAGGUCAGAAGCAUUCAAACAGAGAGAGGUGGAUCCUGUUGGUUUGGAGCAGUCUACAUAUCAUCCACACAUGAACUUUCUUGGUGUUAAUUUCUUUUUGAAAUGUUUGGUGGCUUUGUUAUGCGACAGAGGUCAGCUUAAGGAAAGACUGAGUGCAUUAAUACAUAGUCGCUAGUUCUAAAAAUGAAAAAGACAAAAGCCUUUUGUAUAUACAAAGAGUAGAUUUAGGUCAAAUACUUUGCUUUUUGUUGUUGUUUAUACUAUAUAUUGUUUAGGUACAUGAAUAUUGAAUUGAUGUGUUUGUUUGUUCUUA
Brassica oleracea var. oleracea is the source of this 1446-nucleotide messenger RNA. Its product is annotated as TMV resistance protein N-like. NCBI's taxonomy places the organism in Eukaryota, Viridiplantae, Streptophyta, Magnoliopsida, Brassicales, Brassicaceae. The transcript has 2 exons. The record is from RefSeq and is a predicted model, not a curated record. Gene Ontology annotation, biological process: defense response; signal transduction. Gene Ontology annotation, molecular function: ADP binding. Bases 1 to 1308 code for a protein of 435 amino acids.